Messenger RNA from Penicillium verhagenii, 651 nucleotides. RefSeq names its product OPI10 family protein. The record is from RefSeq and is a predicted model, not a curated record. The coding region runs from base 1 to 651 and encodes 216 amino acids. Gene Ontology annotation, molecular function: nuclear import signal receptor activity. The transcript has a single exon. Gene Ontology annotation, biological process: protein import into nucleus. Gene Ontology annotation, cellular component: cytosol; nucleus. Lineage: Eukaryota; Fungi; Ascomycota; Eurotiomycetes; Eurotiales; Aspergillaceae.
AUGUUCUCCGUCGUCAUCCCCGGGCGUCCAUGCCAAACGGACAUCGUCGCAAUCGACCCCCAACCAAAUGGCCAAGCCACCAAAUACGCCUUCACAAUCCCCAUGAACCCGCCCUUCAACGACCUAGUCAUCUUCUUCCUCCCCGGCACAGUUCUCCCCCCAGACACUGGCGCCGCAAUCUACGCCCAACUCCCCGACCCAACAACCGGCGCCCCCACCGACUUCCGCUUCAUCGGCGCAUUAGCAAACGAAAAGCCUUCCGGCAUCUUCAAAGUCCAACCGCCUCAAUCUGCAAACAAUACCCGCUCCGAAGAACAAGAAGAAGACGAAAUGCUCGACGAGGGCUCUGCGUCUGCGAAUGGCGUACUAACGCUCGGUAUCUCGAUCGAGCCUGUGCAAAAUAUUGCGCCGCAGCUUGCGGCGCUGGAGAACGAGGUUUCGGCGGGCUCGGCGCAGAAACAGAUUACGACUAAGGUUCUUGCGCAGCGGAUUAUUGGAAGCGCGUUUAAUUUCCUCGCUAGCUUUUCGGAGAAUGAUAAAGGCCGGGAUAUUGUGCCGUUGAAGAGCUUCCGGGAUUGGUGGACUAAGUUUGAGAGGCGGAUUGAUGUGGAUCCUACGUUCUUGGAACGGGGGGAUCCUAAUGCCACUUGA